AUGCUUGAUCGCUUAAAAAGGAGAUUUGUCAAAGAAAGACACCAAUGGAGAGAAGUAGAGGAGAGAGUGUCCCCAGUGUUAGGUAAAAAAAUUAGAGACUCAGAUAUUGCACAACCAAUUAUGUCUAAAGAUAAAGAAUUGGAAGAACAACUCCUUGAAGCCGGUAACAAGCUCGCAGAUCCUCCUUCUUUGGUGGAGGAACUUCUCCCACUCCUUCAUGGCAUAGGAGCACCCCCUGGACCCCAUAAUCUAUUUGAUGUGGAGCUAGGGGUUUCAGCUUGGGCUACCGGUGUUGUUGGAUCUGAGUAUGUUGUUCCAUGUUCUUUACAGUCUUUGACUGUCCUCUCAGCUCCCAUUGCUCACCUUCUAUCACCUAGGGACUCUUUAGGUUUGCAGCAAGUAGAGAGUUGCCUAUUAAGGGUUGAACAGUCACCUACAUCCUCUAUGCAAAAUGCGCUCUCUCCAUCAUCGAAAGCAUUAAUUGCAGACAAGCUUUUGCAACACUCGGAUGAUAAUGUCAAAGUUGCAGUUGCUUCUUGCAUCAGUGAAAUAACAAGAAUCACUGCACCUGAAGCUCCUUAUAAUGAUGAUCAAAUGAAGGAGGUCUUUCAAUUAAUAGUAUCUUCGUUUGAAAAUCUACAUGAUAAGUUAAGCCAAUCAUAUGCAAAGAGGAUAGCUAUUCUUGAAACUGUUGCAAAAGUUAGAUCAUGUGUGGUUAUGCUGGACCUUGAAUGUGAUACCCUGAUUUUGGAGAUGUUUCAACAUUUCGUGAAAACAAUAAGGGAACAUCAUCCAGAAAAUGUUUUCUCGUCCAUGGAAACAAUUAUGACCCUUGUUCUAGAGGAAAGUGAAGAUAUAUCCUUAGACCUGCUGUCUCCACUUCUCACCAGCAUUAAGAAAGACAAGGAGGAAGUUUUUCCAAUCGCCAAAAAAUUGGGGGAGAGGGUUCUUGAAAAUUGUGCAACCAAGCUUAAACCCUACUUGGUUCAAGCAGUGAAAUCCUUGGGUAUAUCUGUUGAUGAUUAUAGUACAGUAAUUGCUUCAAUAUACAAGGAUGCAUCUAAUGACUUGGCAAAAAAUGACACAUGUGUUACUAGUGUGCAAAUGAAAUGUAAGAGUGAGUCAGCAAAACAACCAUUUGAGGAGUCAAUGCAUGUAUGCACCCACUUUAAUGCUCUUGUUUUUUAUGCAUCCUGUGGUUCUAGACUUUUAUCUUCCGGAGUUGCAUACUCAUGUUGGUUGUGGUUUGAUCAGGUGUUUAAAAAAGAUUCAAGGGAAGUUAUACCCUCUCAACAAGAGAAUCCUUAUGCGAAUAUAUCUCCAAAGUCAGUCAUGAGCAAUGGCGUUGCAUGUGUUGGAGAAGAUAAUGCUUUUGUUGAUUCCAAGUCCAAUAAAAAGCAAGAGGAUAUUGAUUGUUGUAAUCACUCUGAAGGUUUCAACAAAACUCGUCAUGAGGUGCACAAUGAUUUGGAUAUUGAAGAAGUUGACAAGAUACAAAAGUCAGAACAUUCUACCAAGAGACAACAGAAGAAACCAAGCAAUUCGACUAAAUCUGUAAUACCUUCCAAAGGUCAAGUUGCUGCUUAUGAGAAUGGGACUGAGAGAAUGCUGGACUAUGAAAGCAACAGCAAGAAAGUUCCCAGUUCCCCUCGUGAGGACCAUUCUGUUGAAGCAGCAGGAGCUUCAGAGAAUGACAAAGAAAUUGACACUGAGAUUUCAUCACCAAAGGCAUGCAACGUUGAAUCUGAAGUAUCUGCUUCUCCAAGUGAAAGCUUCCAUGAUGGAAAUCUUUCGAAGAAACUUGGACGAACAAGAAUGAAUGAUGGCUCUGUAAAAAGAGCUGCAGAGGAUGUUUCAAAGGUGUCUGCAAGAGCUAGUGAUUUAGAAGUAAAACCUGCUCGUCUGUCAGUGAAAAAGGCACUUGGUCAGAACUCUGAUGUGAAAACCACUAGUGUCGUCAAUUCAGUAAAAAAAGGAAGUGGCUCAACAAUUGAUGCAAAUACUAAAAAGCACUCAGCCAAUAAAUUAGAUGAAGACAAAAAGGGUACAGGUGGAUCCUCUUCAAGACAUACAAGGGACACGAAAAGGAGAGGGCAGGGGAAAGCUAACUCAGAAACAGAUUUAACAAAAUCAUCUGCUAUGGAUGUGGACAAGGAAAUGGUUUCUUCAAAGUCUGGUACAAAAUCAACUAAAGAUGGAAAUCCAGCGACUCCCAAGACAACUGUGAAAAUAAAACUUAAUUCAGGAAAAGAAAAUGUGUCUGAUGUGAAGGAAUGUGGUGAAAACCUUGUGGGUUUACGGGUCAAAGUUUGGUGGCCUAAGGAUCGUUCGUUUUACAAAGGUCUUAUUCAUUCUUUUGAUUCUGCCAAAAAGAAGCACAAGGUCUUCUAUGAUGAUGGAGAUGAAGAAACGUUAAAUCUUGUGAAGGAAAAAUGGAAGGUCAUUGACGCUAACAUAGAUGCAGAUGAGGAGGAACAAAGUGAUCGUGCAAGUCUUGAUGAUUCCACUGAUAUGCCACCAAAGAAGAAAGGAAAAACAAGUAUUGGUGAGUCAAGCAAAGAAGGAAAGACUGAUGGUUCUUCCAGAAGAGGUGGAGCAAUAGCAUCCAGUAGAUCAAAGGGUGCAUCUAUGAAGUCUAGCAACAAGUCCAAAGAUGGUAACAAAUCCAAAUAUUUCAAGACUAUUAACAAAUCUGAAGAUGAAGUUAGUAGAAAAUCUAAGGACAGCACUGCUAAAAUUGAUAACAGUAAAUCUAUUCUUGCCGCUAAAAAAAUGAACAAUAAAUCCAAAAACACUGAUACUUCCGAGACAAGUGAAUCAAACGAUGAUGACACUAGCAUGCCAAAAUCCUCUUCUAAGACUAAGCAAGAAACGUCCAAAAGUGGAAAAUCCAAACUAGAAACCCUGAAGACUACCAUAUCGAAAGGAAAACCUCUUAAAAGUGGUGGAAAGACUGAUGUUAAUGGUGGUGGUAUGGUGAAAUCUGCUUUGUUGAAGAGAAAAGAUUCCAAGAAUGAGAACUUGGAUAUCUCAGCAGGAGAAGUAAAAGAUGCGAAAGGAAAGACUUCACAUUCAUCAAAGGCAAAAGGAAAUGAACUCAAGAGUGGAACGAAGCGUCUGAGAAGCUAG
This is a messenger RNA of Sphenostylis stenocarpa, 3129 nucleotides long. Lineage: Eukaryota; Viridiplantae; Streptophyta; Magnoliopsida; Fabales; Fabaceae. The record is from the annotation of a GenBank genome assembly.